Triticum turgidum subsp. durum (durum wheat) is the source of this 753-nucleotide messenger RNA. The record is from the annotation of a GenBank genome assembly. NCBI's taxonomy places the organism in Eukaryota, Viridiplantae, Streptophyta, Magnoliopsida, Poales, Poaceae.
AUGUCGGCGACGCCGCUGCCCCCACCGCCGCCGGCCGACGGCCCGGCGGCGCUCCCGCCCCCGCCGGGGACGGACAUGACGGGGAUCUGCUUCCGCGACCAGCUGUGGCUCAACACCUACCCGCUGGAUCGCAACCUCGUCUUCGACUACUUCGCCCUCUCCCCCUUCUACGACAUCACCUGCAACAACGAGUCCCUCCGCUCGCGCCAAAUCCACCCCCUCGACAUGUCCCAGCUCACGAAGAUGACCGGGCUGGAGUACGUGCUGAGCGAAGUGAUGGAGCCGCACCUGUUCGUGAUGCGCAAGCAGAAGAGGACGAACGCCGAGAAGUCUGACGCCUUGCUCGCCUACUACAUCCUCGACGGCUCCAUCUACCAGGCGCCCCUGCUUGGCAGCGUUUUCGCCUCCCGCAUAACAAUUCUUUUUAUUUACUGCAAGUUGCGAAACAAAAGUAGCAUAACUGGAAUUUUUGUUUUGUUAUUUACAGCGGAAACAGAGGCUGAUGCGGCAGCUUCUGAAUCAAAGGCCCAAAAGGAAACAAUUGACUUGAAGGAGUUGAAACGAGUGGAUCACAUCCUCAUGUCUUUGCAACGAAAGCUGCCUCCUGCUCCUCCCCCUCCACCCUUUCCGGAUGGUUAUGUCCCAUCAGAACAAGAGAAAGGGCCAGAUGAUCUGUUGGCCUCGGAGCCAUUGCCUCCUGCAAUUGACCCCAUCAUUGAUCAAGGGCCAGCAAAAAGACCAAGAUUUCAAUGA